CUGCCUGCAGAGCCACGGGCAGCAGCCAAUCCUCCUCACCAUGAUUCUCCUCCUGCAGUACUUCUUCAUGCUGGCCACAGACCUGGUGCUGGCCAUGACCCUCUCGUGCCUCUUCUACGCCUUCGCGUGCGCCUCCAUUGCGUUGCUGACCUGCUGCGCCAUCGUCUUCUCCUUCGGCAGCACCGAGAGGAGCGCCGACGUCAAAGGGAGAGCCAUCGUCAUCCUAGUGUCCAACAGCUCCAUCGGCAGGAUGUUUGCAAGGAACCUGGACAGAGCAGGCUUCGGGGUGUCUGCUGCUCAGUGGCCUGCCCGGGAGGAGAGGACAGUGACACAAGAGUGCCCAUCCAACAAGGAGGUAGCCCAGCUGCACCUGACCGAAGAUGAGUAUCAGAAGACAGUGAAAACCUUCAUAGAAAGCCACUUAUCCCUGAAAGCAGCUCUCUGCAUCUCAGUCCUGUGUCACCCAGUGACCUGUGUCCUGACUCUCCUGAAGAGAAGCCCACAGCUGCUCGUGCCUCUGCUGAAGCCCAGAAAGUGACAGCCAGCAAGGCAACCCACCGGGCACUGCACACUGGCACUGCCACACCACAAUGGAAAACGGAGCGUAGCUGGGAUCACAAGUGACAAACUCCUUGCAGCAGGGGAUUAUGAGCAGUGACUUCAAUUGCAAGCCAACAAAAAACCGUGGAUGAAGACAGACAACACCUUCAGAACCAUGACACAGGUCUGCAGCUCCCUUGCAAGUCUAAUCUGUAAGGAAGAGAACCCCAAGACAUUGAAAUUUUGGGUUGUUCAUUACAGUGCUGUACUGUGCACACUGGGAUAUGCACAGAGGAAAAAACAUCUGGGGGUGAAAGGAAAUAAAGGAAGAACUCUGCUGGGAAGCAAAAUGCUAGGGCUGGGUUUUCAUUAUCUAAAGGCACAACUCAGAACUGCCUGACUGAUGAUAAGAGAUGUCACCCUCCCAGGGAGCUGGAUCCAGGGAGGAAAAGGAAAGCUUUCAAAACAGCUCCUGUAAGACAUUAAACCAGCUUAAUAUCAAAUCAUUCUGGAAACAAACAUUUUAAUUCUGUAACAUCAAAGCACUGAGAGAGAACAUGCUAAAGCAGAAAAUUCCUGAAUUAUAAGCUCGAGGUUUUAGUCUUCACACAUUUGGCAAAUAACCAGUUACAUGAAUAAUGCCAAACCCAUAUAUUCUGCAGAAUAUCCCAGGAAAUGUUUCCUUUAGUCAGAAUCCUGCUCUGAGCCAGCGCUGUCAACUCGCUCAGUGCAAAAUCCCAUUCUGUGCACAUAACCCUGCACAAUUUCAGCUGAUAACCAUUAUUUUUCUCCUCCAAAAUACGGCAGGGGACAUGUGUGGGCUGCUGCAUGGCUCCUGCUUCUCUCCCAACGUGACCUUCAAGCAAAGGACGGUGCCUGCUUGUGCACCCCGCAGU
Molecule: messenger RNA, 1436 nt
Organism: Zonotrichia albicollis (white-throated sparrow)
Lineage: Eukaryota; Metazoa; Chordata; Aves; Passeriformes; Passerellidae
Product: dehydrogenase/reductase SDR family member 9
Source: RefSeq, a predicted model, not a curated record